Molecule: messenger RNA, 1797 nt
Organism: Pedinophyceae sp. YPF-701
Lineage: Eukaryota; Viridiplantae; Chlorophyta; Pedinophyceae
Source: the annotation of a GenBank genome assembly
AUGUACAGCUCGAAUAGCACUGCGGCGCAGGAGUGGGCGCGCAAGCGCCGCGAGAAGAUAGAGAGGGCGAAGGAGCUUCGCGAGGCACGGAAGCGCGAGAGGGAGGCGGGCCCGUACGAGGGUGGCUUUGGUUCUUGUGCCGCUGGCGGGGACGUCGACAACGCAGCGCCGGACUACGAUUUCGGGCCCGCUCCGACGCGUGCGGACCCCAGUCCGCCGCGGGAUCGCGGCGGGUACGACCGGGGCCCGCCACCCGUCCAGCCACGCGCGAACGCGGGCCCGCGCGCUGCCCCGCCGUACACCAAGCCCACUUCGCAGCCCAGCAGCGGCUCUCUCGGAGGGUACGGAGCGUCGGGCCGAUACCAGCCACCACCGCUGUACUAUUUCGACGACCAGGGGUCCGCGAAGAAGGCGUUCGAAAUACCACAGCCCAAGCCAAACGUGAACUAUGUGCCGGAUGAUCCCAGGGACCCCGCAAACUACGGCAACAGGCCGCUGGGCGACUACGAAGCCCCCCGGCGCCACGCCGAGGACGCGGACGGCACCUGGACAACCACGCUCCGCGGCGCGCUGCCCGACAACGACCUGCAGCCCGCGCGGGCGAAGUCGCGCGCCGACAAGAGCCGAAACGCCCCCCGGCGCCCGGAAUGGAACAACGACUUCGUGGAGGACUUCUCCCUCGGCGCCCCGCCCGAGCCGGAGCCCGCGCCCGCGCCCGCGCCCCGGCGCACCGUCCGCAAGGCCCCCCCGCGGCCCGAUUGGAACAACGAGUUCGCGGAGCCGGAAACCACCGUCGACGGCGCGUUCCCCGCGGCCCCGCCGCCGCGGCCGUCCCCGGGCGCGCAGGCCUCGUCGGGCCGCAUCAACCGGCAGGGCCUCGCGCGCCUGAAGGACAGGAUGGCCGGGCGGAGAGCGGGUGGCAGCGCGGGCAGUGGGGGGUCGGCGACGCCGUCGCCGGCGCCGUCGCGCGGGCCGUCGGAACGCGCGCGGCCCGCGCAGCCGCCGGCGCCGUCGCGCGGGCCGUCGGGCAGGGCGCGGCCGCCCGCGACGGAUGAGGAGUACAGGGCACCAGCGCGGCGCAGCGCCGACGCCGGCGCGUGGCAGACGGGCGCCAGCGCCGGCGCCGCGGGCGGCGCGCGCGCCGCAUCCGGCGGAGAACGGCGCCGGAAACGACGACGUGCCGCUCCCGCGGGCGCCGGCGAUCCCGGAGGGCGCGGACGACGCGCCUCCGGCGCGACUGAUCCAGUGUCGCAGUUGCGGACGGUCGUUCAACGAGCAGGCGCUGGCGAAGCACGCGAAGGUCUGUCAGAAGGUGUUCCAGACGAAGCGGAAGGCGUUCGAUUCGACGCGGCACCGCCUUGCCGGGACGGACGCCGCGCAGGUCGCGCCGCGCGGCGGCAGAGGCGGCGCGGGCCGCGGGCGCGCGGGCGCGGGAGCGGACAGGCCGAUCAAGCCCGCGGGGGGCGGGAAGGGCGGGAAGUGGCGGCAGCAGAGCGAGGCCUUCCGCGCCGCGAUGCGCGCCGCUCGCGGCGUCACGGAGGCGAUCAAGGCCGGAAAGGACCCGCGCGACAUUCCGGUCGUGCCGUCGCAGCCGGACCCGGACCUCGUGCCGUGCCCGCACUGCGGCCGCACGUUCAACGAGAAAGCCGCGGAACGUCAUAUUCCAAAGUGUACCAGCAUCAUGGCAAAACCCAAGAUGCUGCGCGCGGGGGGCGGGCGCGGGGGCGGCGGUGCGCGCGGAGCUCCGCCACGGGGCCGCAUGCGGUAGCGUCGGCCCGUGCGGCGCCGUGUGUGUGA